This is a messenger RNA of Scedosporium apiospermum, 528 nucleotides long. RefSeq names its product NADH:ubiquinone reductase (H(+)-translocating). The coding region runs from base 1 to 528 and encodes 175 amino acids. The transcript is spliced from 3 exons. NCBI's taxonomy places the organism in Eukaryota, Fungi, Ascomycota, Sordariomycetes, Microascales, Microascaceae. The record is from RefSeq and is a predicted model, not a curated record. Gene Ontology annotation, cellular component: mitochondrion.
AUGCUCGCCCUACGACAAAAAGCCGCUCGCGUAGCAUUGCGGCCAACCCAGUUUUCCAGGGCGACGAGACGAUAUGCCUCGGGCGGACAUCACCACGAACACGCCAGUGCGGACGAGCCACUUGGGACUGGCCUCAUCAUUACUGUCGCCGCCCUGCCUGCGGGCUGCCUUUUGUACUUCGCUGCCCGCCGAGGCGAGAAUGGAGAGGAGCCUGCCCUUACGAGGUGGCUGCGGAAGUACCAGAGUUUGAACGAGGUCUGGCUCGAGAGGAAUACGCUACACUCCCAGGCUGUCCAGCAGGCCGCUGCCGAUAAACUGCUCUUCCUUACUGCUCCCAGGUCCACCAACUACGAGCUCCGGUUCCCCGAGAUCAUUCAAUCCCAUUCGCCGAGAAAUGUCGUUGCCGGCUCCCUCAUCAACAUCGAUGCGGUAACGGAACGUUACAGGAAGCAGCAUUACGAGGAGGAGGAACGCAAGGCGAAGAAGCUUGCGGCUAAGCAACAAGCGGAGGCGGCAGAGAAGGCGUAA